UCGAAAGUUUUCUGGGAGUUGUAGUCCGAGGUUCCGGACCCUCCGAGGGCGUUAGCUGCCUUUUGAACUCCCAGGGAGGAUGGAUCCCGGGACGGAUUCAACGCCGCUUGCCGCCCUGGUUUGGUCGUCCGCCUCGGCGCCGCCGCCGCCGGGUUUCAGCGCGAUCACCUGUACCGUGGAGGGCGCGACGGCCAGCUUCGGCCGAGGCUUCGCGCAGAAGGCCGGCUACUUCCUGUGCCUGAGCACACUGGGUAUCCCAGAGAACCCUCAGGACAAUGUGGUAGUGGACAUGCAGAUCGUGAUGGACAAGGGGCCCCUGCCACCAGGCUUCUCUACAGUCAACGACCCUCAGGAUGCCAGGACCUCUGUGUCCAAGAAGAAGCGCAUGUGUGUGAAGCUGAUGCCCCUGGGGACGGCAGACGUGGUAGUGAGUGACGUGAAGCUCAGUGGGAAAACCAAGACCGUGCCUGGGUAUCUGCGAGUGGGGGACAUUGGUGGCUUUGCCAUCUGGUGCAAGAAAUCCAAAGCCCCAAAGCUGGUGCCCAAGCCCGGCACACUCAGCCAGGACAUGCGAGGCCUCUCACUGGACCAACCCAAAGAGCCCAGCAAAGGUAGCCACCCAGAGCGGACACUGUCCAGACUGGGCUCUCGGGCUUCCACCCUAAGGAGGAACGACUCCAUCUAUGAGGCAUCCAGUCUCUAUGGCAUUUCAGGUGAGCCCCGAGGGAAGAAAGUAAACCUGCAGUGGGAGGUCUCUGGAGAUGCUCCCAGGACCAUGGCCGGGGAAGACACAAGAGCUAGAUGCAACCUCUCCUUGGCCUGUCCUACCAAGCAUUUAGAUUUUAAGCUUUAUUUUUAUUUAUACAUGUGGGUGUUUUGCCUGCAAAUGUGUCUGUACAUUGCCCUGGGAGGCCAGAAGUGGGCGCUGGAUCCCCUGGAACUGGGGUUGAAAGGGUUGUGAGUUGCCACAUGGGUGGUGGGACCUGAAGCCAGGACCUCUGUAAGAGCAGCUGGUGCUCUUAACUGCUGAGCUGUCUCUCUAGGCCCCAAACCGUAUUUUCCCCCCUCGGUGGCUGUGGAGAGGGGGCGACCGGGACCUCACGCUCUGCAGUGCUCUGGGCAGAAUCCAGGAUGUGUUGUGUGAUGCUUUUCGUGCAUGGCAUUAACACGACUGGCUCUGACUGGUCACCACCAACAGACCAGGGCUGUGAGAGUCACUUCAGGGAUCUCGGGUUUGGGUUUGCAGCUCAUGGGUGAGUUCCAGGAGUAUGGCACCCAGAAGCAGCCUCAGUGCCAGGAAAUCUCAUCUGCAGGGCUGACGAGCCCACAGCUCCAUAGCCAGGUCCCCUUCAGGGAGCUCUCCACACUCUGUGGACUUGUUGGGCCACGUGACAUUAAGGAAAAAUGACGAACAGUGGUUGGAAGUCAGCAGGAGGGAAGGGACCACAGCCAGCAGGCCUGAUUUCAGGAUCAGUUACAAGCAGUCAGAGCAGCUCUAAUGAAGAUCAGCCUGUGCUACCUGGGUGGUCAGGGUCACACCAGGAGGCCACAGGUUCUGGGUUCUUCCCCCUCAGCCUCCCUGGGUUCUUUCAUUGCAGCCAUGGAUGGGGUUCCCUUUACCCUGCACCCGAGAUUUGAGGGCAAGAGCUGCGGACCCUUGGUGAGUCCUCAGUGUAAGGGGAUCUGGGCCACUGCUGAAGGGGCUGCAACAUUCCUGCUUCCCUAUGACUGGGCAUAUGGACAUGGGCAUGAUGCGAUCGGGAGAUGGACAGAGGCCAAGGAGUCUUGGAGUAGGAUGUGGGAGGUGGGGUAAGAGUCUUGGGCUAGUGUCUGUGGGGCCAGUCCUAAAAACUGGGAGCACUGGGGACAAGCAUGAUGGUGCUCAGAGGACAUCCCAGUACUCCCAUGAGUUUGAGGCCACAUGAGACCCAUCGGGGAAACUGGGGCAUGCUUGAAGAGGUGGUCCAGCCAGUUAAGGCACUCGCCACCAAGCCUGACCUAAUUUCAGUCCCUGGGUCCCACAUAGCAAGAGGGACCAACUCCUGGGAGUGCUCUCUGUGGUAUCAUAGACAGACCUUGGUGAGUGUGUGUGUGUGUGUGUGUGUGUGUGUGUGUGUGUGUGUGCACGAGAGUGUGCGCAUAUACAUGGCACAUGUGCACACACCACAGUUCAGUGGGACUCAGGCCGCUCACUCUCAUUCUGUCCCUUAGAACUUGUCUGCCUUUGGGGACCUGACGAUUAAAUCACUGGCAGACAUUGAGAAGGAGGUAGGUGCAGGGCUGUGCAAGGUGCUGGGGCCUACCCUGUGCCCUGGUCUGCCCCCACUCCUCAGUCCUUCCCAACGCCCCUCCCCCCUGGCCCCAGGCCCUCAUUUAGCCCCCCACCUCUGCUCCCCAGUAUAACUAUGGCUUCGUGGUGGAGAAGACCGCAGCUGCACGCCUGCCCCCCAGUGUCUCAUAGCCCAGCCACAGGUGCCACCUGGCGCCACCUGCCUCACAGACACUGCUGAUCGGCCCCAGCCUCUCAGCCCGGCUACUUGCACAAGGGGUCUCUUGCCUGGUGGUGCAGGGGCGGCCUGGGCAGAGCAGUGACCUUCUCUCAGAAGUCUGAGUCUAGCAGCCACAUAUGCACCAGCAGUAAACACUACCUGGAACCUAC
Molecule: messenger RNA, 2659 nt
Organism: Rattus norvegicus (Norway rat)
Lineage: Eukaryota; Metazoa; Chordata; Mammalia; Rodentia; Muridae
Source: RefSeq, a predicted model, not a curated record